Sphaeramia orbicularis (orbiculate cardinalfish) is the source of this 1941-nucleotide messenger RNA. RefSeq names its product acetyl-CoA acyltransferase 1 (gene acaa1). The record is from RefSeq and is a predicted model, not a curated record. Gene Ontology annotation, cellular component: peroxisome. The coding region runs from base 87 to 1367 and encodes 426 amino acids. NCBI's taxonomy places the organism in Eukaryota, Metazoa, Chordata, Actinopteri, Kurtiformes, Apogonidae. Gene Ontology annotation, biological process: fatty acid beta-oxidation; phenylacetate catabolic process. The transcript has 12 exons. Gene Ontology annotation, molecular function: acetyl-CoA C-acyltransferase activity.
GCCGUCCUCGCUGUCAGAGUCCAGAGUCCAGACCGGAUUCAGUACCAGGUCGUCCUCCGCAGAACCGGUCCUGUUUCUGUCCCGUAAUGCACAGGCUACGGAUCAUUUCGGGCCACCUGUGUCCCCCUGGGUCCUCCACGGACCAGAACCCAGACCCGCGCCUGUCGGACUGCGGCUCGGCUGCGCGCGGAGACCCGGAAGAUGUGGUGGUGGUUCACGGUCUGAGGACGGCUGUCGGAAAGGCCAAGAGGGGUUCGUUUAAGGACACCACACCUGAUGAGCUGCUGAGCGCUGUGAUGACAGCGGUUCUCAAAGAUGUCGGACUAACACCGGACAAACUGGGAGACGUGUGUGUAGGGAACGUUCUGCAGCCGGGAGCCGGAGCGCUCAUGGCCCGAGUCGCCCACUUCCUCAGUGGGUUUCCAGAGUCCGUCCCCGUCUAUACUGUCAACCGUCAGUGUUCGUCUGGUCUUCAGGCUCUGCUCAACAUUGCAGGUGCCGUCCGGAGUGGAUCUAUCAACCUUGGCCUCGCCUGUGGUGUUGAGAGCAUGUCUCUGCGAUCCAUCGGGAACCCUGGAGACCUGAGCUCCAGACUGACGGACAACGACAAGGCCAGAGACUGCAUCAUCCCCAUGGGAAUCACAUCAGAAAAUGUCGCAGAGAGAUUUGGGAUCUCCAGAGAGAAACAGGAUGCCUUCGCCGUCAGCUCCCAACAAAAAGCCGCCCGGGCCCAGGACCUGGGUCUGUUCCACCAAGAGAUCGUUCCCGUCACCACAAAGAUCACAGAGGAUGACGGGAACGAGCGAGUGGUGACUGUCUCAAAGGAUGAUGGGAUCAGAGCAGGAACGACGCUGGAAGGACUGAGCAGACUGAGGCCCGCCUUUAAACCGGAUGGGAGCACCACCGCAGGUAACUCCAGCCAGGUGAGUGACGGUGCAGCAGCUGUGCUGAUUGGUCGGCGGUCUGCAGUGGAUGCCCUGGGUCUGCCGGUCCUGGGGGUUCUGAGGGCCAGUGCGGUGGUGGGGGUCCCUCCAGACGUCAUGGGCAUCGGCCCGGCUGUCGCUAUCCCAGCCGCUCUGGACCAGGCAGGACUGACUGUUGAUGAUGUUGAUGUGUUUGAGAUCAACGAGGCGUUUGCCAGUCAGGCCGUGUACUGCGUGGAGAAGCUGGGGAUCCCGAUGGAGAAGGUGAACCCGAACGGCGGCGCCAUCGCCCUAGGUCACCCUCUGGGCUGCACCGGCGCCCGGCAGGUGGUGACGCUGCUCAACGAGCUGCGACGCCGUGGACGCAGGGCGUACGGUGUCGUGUCCAUGUGCAUCGGGACUGGAAUGGGCGCUGCUGCUGUGUUUGAGUACCCGGGACCAUGAGAGGAACCCGGACCGGAGGGCUGACGCACAACGGAAAACAGAAAGUAACAGGACAAACAAAACCUAAAAUCUAAACUCAACCUUUUACAGAUAAAAAACCUAUGCUGUCACUGAAUCUGAUUUAUAUCUUAAUCCAUUUCAUCCCAGUUUUCCUGGAAAAUAAGUCGAUGAACCAUGAGGUUUCACUCCACUGAGUAGAUGAGUGUUCUGGUUCUGAUCAGGUUGUUGGUAGCAGAAGCUCAAUUCAAUGUAGUCUAAGGAUGUGAAAUCUUCUGUAAUGUGAGAGGAAGCAGAUGCUAAGGUGUUGAUGUAGUGGAUACUGUGAUACGGGUUACCAUAGAAACAUGAUGUGUUCAGAUUCCUGUAGGUCUGUAAAUUCCAGAUUCUUGCAGACUGUGGGUUCUGGUGUUCAUUAUAGACGGUGACCUUCAGACUAUGUUCUGACUGGACCAUUCGUCAGUGAAAUCAGAUUUAUUUCCAUCUAAUUAUUAGAUGUCUAGAAAAGUGAACUAUAGUUUUAUUCAUCUUUUGGUGUUUUCUUAAGCGUCUCAUCUUUAUUCUGAUGCUGAACUGU